This is a messenger RNA of Anopheles aquasalis, 3680 nucleotides long. RefSeq names its product serine/threonine kinase raf oncogene (gene Raf). Lineage: Eukaryota; Metazoa; Arthropoda; Insecta; Diptera; Culicidae. The record is from RefSeq and is a predicted model, not a curated record. Gene Ontology annotation, molecular function: ATP binding; MAP kinase kinase kinase activity. Gene Ontology annotation, biological process: protein phosphorylation; MAPK cascade.
UUUGCUGCAACAACAGCAACACUCUUGGGAAUUGGGGAUUUUGUGCGAUGUGAUUUAAGGAUUCUCCAAACUUUUCAAUAUUUCAGAAUUGCCGAACGAAAAGUUAGGACACAAUGGGGAAAGUGUUACUAGUGAUUCCAUACAUAGUUAGCUCGUGCUAAAAUCCGAUAAUCCUCUGGCCACAGGCAUCCCUUUGCCGCUUUACAUUUUUCGGGAAUGUAAAAAUCAAUCCUGGAUCAUCGAACCUGCCGAUCGAGCAACUUUACAGGGAUUGUUACAACAGAAAAAUAGCGCUGAUUGUUGUUUUUUUAUGAUCCGAGAGCACUCAAAACCAGUUUUGAUAGUCAACGCACCUAGAUUAACCAAAGACCGGAAGCAGAAAUUUUAUCAUCUCAAGCACCGACCACUCGACUGAAUAUGUCGUCGGCCGAAGCAGAUGAUACGGAUGAAGAGCAGCAGCAAAUGAUGGAUCCGUUUUCGCAGCUAGAGGAGGAUCUGCGAAACAUUAAGUCCGUAAUUCAUGUAACUCGCGAGAACAUCGAUGCAUUAAACGCGAAGUUUGCUGACUUUCAGCAACCGCCUGCUCUGUAUUUAGAGGAAUAUCAAGAGCUAACUUCGAAGCUUCAUGAUCUGGAAAUCAAAGAGCAGGCAUUAAUUGACAGAAAGAUGCAGCUUCUGCAUGAGCAGCUUAGCGAAACCAUCGAACCACCGGAUCCGGAUGAACGUGUUGAAAGCAUUUACGGCACUUUGGGCCGACAGUCAUCGAAAAUGCUGCUUAGAGCCUUUCUCCCCAACCAGCAACGUACUUCGGUUCAAGUGAUACCCGGAAUGCGUCUAAAAGAUGCUUUAGCUAAGGCACUGAAACGCCGUAAUUUAACCUGUGAGUUCUGCGAGGUAACCGCAGGAAAUAGCGAUUAUCCGAUUCCUUGGGAAACGGACGUCAGUGCGUUAAAUUGCGACGAGGUGUUCGUGCGAAUCCUAGAUAUAGGAUUUCCUACUUACAUAUCACACCAGUUUAUUCGCAAAACGUUCUUUUCACUAGCAUUCUGUGAGUGCUGUAGGCGUCUGUUGUUUACUGGGUUCUACUGUAACCAGUGUAACUAUCGUUUCCAUCAACGAUGUGUCGACAAAGUACCGCCAAUAUGUAGCAAAAGGCACAUGGAUAGUACGUUUUAUCACGUACUCUUGGCGAACCCGGAAAGUACAGCUGGCAUCAUCAAUCCAGGGGCCGGCCGGGGAUACAGCACGAGCUUACGCCAUCCGCGUUCCCUUAAUCAACAAGAUCGUUCCAACUCGGCCCCUAAUGUUUGCAUUAAUAACGUUAUAAAACCAUUUUUUGGAAUGGACAGUCGCAAUCUUAUCAGCAAUCGACCGUUGCAGGCUCAAACGAAUCAAGAGCAUUCCCAUUCCACCCAAGCAUCUCCGACGAAUACGCUUAAUCACAAUAAGCGACCCAGGGCACGAUCAGCCGAUGAAAGCAAUAAAAAUCUGCUCUCGCCACGGGAUCCAAAACAAUCGGAUGAAAAUUGGAAUAUUCAAGCAGAAGAGAUUUUGAUUGGCCAACGAAUCGGUUCUGGUUCGUUCGGAACAGUGUAUAAGGCUCACUGGCAUGGUCCGGUGGCGGUAAAAACGUUAAAUGUGAAAACACCAAGCGCCGCACAGUUACAAGCAUUUAAAAAUGAAGUAGCGAUGCUUAAAAAAACCCGUCACUGUAAUAUACUCCUGUUCAUGGGAUGCGUCAGCAAACCUUCUUUGGCAAUCGUGACACAGUGGUGUGAGGGGAGCAGCCUUUACAAACACAUCCAUGUGAACGAGACGAAGUUUAAACUAAAUACAUUAAUCGACAUCGCACGUCAAGCAGCUCAGGGUAUGGACUAUCUGCACGCCAAGAACAUCAUACACCGAGAUCUCAAAUCGAACAAUAUCUUCCUGCACGAUGAUUUUUCUGUAAAAAUUGGUGAUUUCGGACUAGCUACCGCCAAGGUGCGGUGGUCUGGUUCACAGCAAUCGAAUCAACCCACCGGCAGUAUCCUAUGGAUGGCCCCAGAAGUCAUCAGAAUGAAGAAUCUUAAUCCCUAUUCUUUCCAAAGUGACGUGUAUGCAUUCGGCAUUGUUUUGUACGAGAUGCUAACCGAACAGCUACCGUACAAUCACAUCAAUAACAAGGAUCAGAUUCUGUUCAUGGUUGGUUGUGGGAAACUACGGCCGGAUCUGACGAAGGUGCGUUCGGAUUGCCCACAGGCUUUGAAACGAUGCGUUGAGGAUUGUAUUAAGUUUAAUCGUGAUGAGCGUCCCUUAUUCCGUCUUCUGCUAAACAUGUUAGAAAAUAUGCUUCGAACUAUGCCCAAGUUUCAUCGUAGUGCGAGCGAACCGAACUUUACCCAAACACAGUUGCAAAAUGACGAUUUUUUGUACAUGUGUUCUAGCCCAAAAACGCCUGUAAAUUUUCAUAACUUUCAGUUUUAUAACGGUGCGGGCAAUUAUUAACUACUGUGUACUAGUUCUAAGACGUUAGCAGAAACAAUGGUUCGGAUGUUGAUUAUGGAGCUAUAAUGUGGCAACCCAAGGAUUCGAUCGAAAUGAUUGAUAAAUCUUCAAUGCGUCAAAGCGUCAAAUUAUUCGAUAUCCUCGUUCCAAAACUCGCCCAAAAACCUCCACUUAGAUAAAAUUAAACAUAGAUAAAUUUUAAUGUAGAUUGAAAGGUAUCCCUAUAAAAUCACAUCGACUCAUAAAUAUGUUAGUGAAAAGCAUUUAUGAAAUCCUAUGUUGAGUGAACAAAACCCUUACAAAUCCCUUAGGUGAACGGCUGUUACCUGAUGUUCGUCGUGAUCCUUCGAAGUGAUCCACAAUUAUUCAAUCUUUUUGGUUUAUGUUUUAUAAGAAGACCGAACAUAAUAUGAUACAUACUUUUGUAAAAAUGGUAUAAGGAAAUAACUUUGUAAUGCUAUGCAAUUCGUAUGAGAAUAGUGCUUAAUGGAGUUACAUGAGAUAUUUUUGCUCCGUUCUGAACUCUGGUUAAGAUAUUUAAAGCUUAUGGCUGCUCCACCUGUAGCAGCACUACUGGUUACUCAUAACAAAAUUAAGUUAAUCAAAAUAAGCGCGUGCAAAAUGUAAAUAUACAGUCAGGAUACUUGUCGAGUGUUUCUUUUUUAAUGUAUGUAAGUACCAUACUGUUCGUUGGAGUAAAAUAGUUGUAUCAAGCGAAGCCUAAUCACUAGAAUCUCUAAAGGAGUAAUAAAGAAAUCACCACCGUAGAUUCUUACAAUCGCGGGUUGAUCCCUUACGGUGACGUGCAAUAUUUGUGGCCAAUCUUCUCGGUAAUUUUGAAUCAUUUCGUGUAUUUUCAACAAUUUGAAAACACAUUACAGACCCGGAUAGCGCUAAACUAUUCAAAGAAACCUAGAAUAUCCAGUAAUAAAAUUGGCCGUGUGUAGUCCGCUCAAUGAAUAGCGUUAACUCUGCAAAACAACAUAGGCUUGCUAUUGACCGGACUGACAUAAGAAAAUGAGGACACACAUCAAGAGGUAAAGGUAAUCGUGCAGUGGAAAUAAACCUAUUAUCCAAUUUAUGUGAUUGAAAUAGAAUCAGGUUGGUGAAUGUAGUUUUCUCAGACGAUAGGUUUAUCUUAAAGCAAAGCAUAGACGGCUAAAAUCAAAUAAAAAUAAACAAAUUUAAACGUA